AUGAGCAUUAGUUUAGAGCAAGUAAUUGGUUUCAGAGUGAAGAUAACUAAUGUUUUAGACGAAGUUACAGAAGGUAAAAUAUAUUCGUUUAACUCUUCUAAUAACACGAUAACUCUGCAGACUACGCCGAUAUCAAGGAAGAAAACUCAACAUUCCAAUCUACAUGACUUCAAGAUCAUUAAGUGCUCUUUUAUCAAGGAUUUGACUGUCUUGAACACCGAAAAGCCUUCGUUCAAUCUGUUUAGAAAACAGUUUAUUAAACCUUCUUUCACUAACGUUGAGAGGAUCGAGGCAAUGUUAAGAGAUAGCCUCAAUGGCGCAAAUAAAACAGCUAGUAAUAGUAGUAAAGUAUCUCCUGAAUGUCAGAUGAUACUAUCUGCAAUUAAAAAAACGAUAUCUGGCACAAGACUGGAUGAAGAGGGCAAUAUUAUUGUUCUUGAUGCCUUAAAAAUCAUUUCUCCAUACAAACCUGAAAAUAUUGUGAAAUUGAAUAAGCAUUUAGAUGACGACUCACUUUUUUUAGUAGAAAAAAUUGUAGGAGCUACCUGGAACAGACAUCACCAUACUUAUGACAAAAACGAGGAAGAUGGUAGAAAAGGUGGUUAA
Molecule: messenger RNA, 606 nt
Organism: Kazachstania africana CBS 2517
Lineage: Eukaryota; Fungi; Ascomycota; Saccharomycetes; Saccharomycetales; Saccharomycetaceae
Gene: LSM12
Product: Lsm12p
Exons: 1
Coding region: 1-606 (201 amino acids)
Molecular function (GO): RNA binding
Source: RefSeq, a predicted model, not a curated record